UUCACCAUCGAAAAUAAUAUAAUCAAGGGUGUUGAGAAGAUUUAUAAUAUAAAGGAAAAAUCUGUUGGGAAAAUCAUUUUAAAUUCAUUUAAUAGUAAUCUAAAUCAUGUUUCACAGAUCGAGGCUGAAACAGGUAAGCAUACUACAUAUGCAGAAAUGAAAGAAAAUUCUAUUCGUUGUGCAUUGUGGCUGCAAAAACAGGGUAUUAAAAGUGGUGAUAUAAUUGUACUUUGUACGAAUAAUCACUUGAACAGUUACAUUCCGUUUGUCGCAACUUAUUUUGUUGGCGCAGUUCUGAAUCCUUGGUAUCACGAGCAAACAAUACAGAGCGCCCGACAUUUUAUGAAAUUAACUAAACCGAAAGUUAUAUUUACUAUUAACGCCAUUGUCGAUGUCCUUAAAGAAGCUGCAAAAUUAGAAAAUGUUAGCGUUACAUUUAUUAUAUUUGAUAAUAAUUCGGGAUAUGAAUCUUUAAAGAAUAUAAUGGCAAUGCAGAGGGACGAUGAAGUUAACAAUUUUCAGAUAAAAGAAGUAGAUAAUCCAAAGGACUUUGCCCUAAUAAUGUUCUCAUCCGGGACGACUGGACUACCUAAGGCCGUUGUGCAUUCGUAUAGAUCCCUUUUAAAUAAUUUAUCUAAAUAUUUAGGUUCUACAGAAUCCAAUAUAAUAUUUUUAUGCUACGCGUCAAUUUAUUGGGUUAGUGGUACAUUAGCCACAUUUCAAAUACUAACGACACGUGCAACUAGAAUUUUCCAUAAUAAAUUUGAUCCGGACGAAACGUGCAAGUGCAUACAAAAAUUCAAGGUUAGUGCUAUGUUAUUAAAUACCGGAGUAAUAAGUUAUCUCUGUAAAUCAAAUGUUCUCACGAAAUAUGACCUGAGCUCGAUCGAAUCGAUUAUCAUUGGAGGUUCAAAAUUAAGUUUAGAAAUUGGUGAAGAAUUUAAUAAAAACUUCCACAUACCUUUAACUCAAGUAUAUGGUAUGACUGAAAUAGGAUCGGCUGCCUUAAUACAAACACGCGAGGGAAAACACGUCGACUCGGUUGGUUUUGUUGUACCGAAUGUGCAGUUGAAAAUUAUUGAUUUGAUAAGUAAGGAGCCACUCGGACCCAAUAAACAUGGCGAACUUUAUAUUAAAACAUCUGCAACAAUGAUGGAUGGUUAUUAUAAUAAUGAGAAGGAAACCAAAGAAACUCUUGACGAUGAAGGAUGGUUACGUACAGGAGACAUAGCUUAUUAUUCCGAAAUUGGUGAAUUUUUUAUUGUCGAUAGAAUCAAGGAAAUAAUAAAAAUACAUGGACACCAUGUUUCGCCCAUUGAAAUAGAAAGUUUGCUUCUUAGUCAUCCGGCUGUGCUGGAAGUUGCAGUUGUUCCUGUUCCCCAUAAAAUGGAGAUAGAACGGGCAAUGGCUUUUAUUAAAAAAACACCUGGAUUUGAGGUAACGGAAGAGGAACUCGUGAAAAUGACGUCUCAAUUAGGCGAUUUUAAAACAAUUAAAGGAGGUAUAAAAUUCUUAGAUGACAUGCCAUACACUUCGUCGGGAAAAAUUGAUAGAAAAAAGAUCAAAGAAAUGGCAAAAGCUUAUGCAUUAUGACGUUGAUGUUAUUAUAAUUGUCUGCGAAAAUUCAAUUUGUUCUAUUAAUAUUAACGAAAAUCUUUUAGAUAUAGUUAAGUAGAAAGUUAAUACAUUGCAUUAAUU
Molecule: messenger RNA, 1698 nt
Organism: Ceratosolen solmsi marchali
Lineage: Eukaryota; Metazoa; Arthropoda; Insecta; Hymenoptera; Agaonidae
Product: luciferin 4-monooxygenase
Exons: 7
Molecular function (GO): CoA-ligase activity
Source: RefSeq, a predicted model, not a curated record